AUGUACCCCAACCCUCUCAUCUACUGCACCUGCUGGGACCCCUGGAACUUGGGACCACGGAAGUUAAUCAAGACCCCUCAGCCACCAAGCAAGACCCCAACAGGGAAGCCCAAGCUAACUCCUCUUCCUCCAGCUGCCAAAAACCAAAAGUAUGUCCAACCAAUAACAAAACCUGUUGUUGCCCCAAAAGUAAAAGUCCAGUUAGGAAAACAAGAGGAGAGCAAUAAAUUACCCUAUGAAGUGAUAAAUGUGUCACCUGGCUAUCGCCUCAUUCGAAAUAGAGAGCAGAUUUUCGUCACCUUGGGAGAUGAAAUGUUUGAUAAGAAAAAGCGGUCACAAUCAGACAUCAUGAACAGAUUCAAAAUGUCCAGGACUGAUAUCAUUACUGACCUAGAAGAUCAGAUCUCAGAGCUGACAGUGAUCAUUGAGCAAAUGAACAGAGACCAUCAUUCUGCCCAGAAAUUGCUCUCCAAUGAAAUGGCUCUCCGCUGUGCUGAGAUGCAGCAGAACUUUGAAAACAAGAACAGGGAGCUCAAAGAGGCUCACGAAGCAGAGCUCAGUCAGUUGGAGAACAACUACAAAGCAGUGUUGAAGGCAGAGAAGCUGGCUGCUCAAGAAAAACUAGAUGAGAUGGUAAAGGAAUAUAAGUAUCUGAAGAAUAUGUUUCAUAUGUAUCAGGAUAGCAUUCAUGAUGAAAUGGAGGACAAGUGGUCAAAGAAGAAGGCAAAAUGGGAGGAGGAGGAGAAGUUGGAGCGGGAAAAGAUCCUGCUACAGCAAAAACAGAAUAUAACAAAAAAGUUUGAGUUAGAGUCAAUAGAAGUAAAGAAGAAAAUAAAUGACUCGUACAGUGCGGUCUUCGAGAACUUCAAUCGAGAGAAAGAGGAGCUAUUGAAACAACAUGAAAAAGACACCAUAGAAUUAGAGGAGCUGAAAAAGACCAAACAGGUGCCAUGUAGACAUUGUCAUGUUGUCCUGAAACAGUUUCUUCUUACACAGGUCAUGGAGGAAGAAUUGAAUACACAAGCUGUUAUCCUAGAAACACUUAACACGACCCUCUACCAAACCCAGAUGGAACUCCAGAGAGAGAAAGCUACAAUGGGAAAUCUGGAGAAAAUGCUCCAGAUCAAGAUUUCUGAAGUUGAAGAAAAGUUUAAAUAUACCAUACAGCUUCUGACAGAAGAAAACAUUCAUCUAAGGCAGAAAAUAGUUGCCAAAAAUGAAGAAAUUUAUGAAGAACGAUCUGGGAAGUCAACCUUUAGUUAUGAGGAUUAUUCUAAUACUUUAGAAGAUUAUAGCAAUGAAAAAUAAGAAUUAUGAGCAGAAAAAUUGUUAGCCAGGGUAAAAGAUGGUAGGAACACCAUCUCUGUAGGCUUAGAGAAUUCUUGUGAGGUUUUCUUGAUAAAUGUGUAUUAUGGGUUUAGUUCCCGGGUUGCCUUGGUUCUACUUUUGUCUUUUCACAAUUUGCUUUCUUCUAAGUGGUUGGGAAUGUUUGAAUUCUCAUCUCAAUUAUACAGAGUUUCAAGACUUCAUUGA
Messenger RNA from Nyctereutes procyonoides (raccoon dog), 1533 nucleotides. RefSeq names its product flagellum associated containing coiled-coil domains 1 (gene FLACC1). The record is from RefSeq and is a predicted model, not a curated record. Gene Ontology annotation, cellular component: cytoplasm; outer dense fiber; sperm fibrous sheath. The transcript is spliced from 14 exons. Lineage: Eukaryota; Metazoa; Chordata; Mammalia; Carnivora; Canidae. The coding region runs from base 1 to 1308 and encodes 435 amino acids.